This is a messenger RNA of Poecilia latipinna (sailfin molly), 2783 nucleotides long. Its product is annotated as olfactory receptor 52D1-like. Gene Ontology annotation, biological process: G protein-coupled receptor signaling pathway; detection of chemical stimulus involved in sensory perception of smell. The record is from RefSeq and is a predicted model, not a curated record. Gene Ontology annotation, cellular component: membrane. The transcript has a single exon. Gene Ontology annotation, molecular function: odorant binding; G protein-coupled receptor activity; olfactory receptor activity. Lineage: Eukaryota; Metazoa; Chordata; Actinopteri; Cyprinodontiformes; Poeciliidae. The coding region runs from base 345 to 1265 and encodes 306 amino acids.
UAAAAACAAGCAUGCUUCACAAAAAUAACAAAUUUGUCGUUUUGAUGUAUUAAUGUUAGCUAAUUUAUAACAUGUAGAUAAUUAUCGAGUCUCAGUUUAGGGUAACCAGUUCGAUAAAUUACUUGUACAUAGAUGAUGUAAUGUUUUAUGUUUUGAUCUCGGAGGAACAAAACUGGUGCUUACGUGCUGCGAAGUUAUUGGCGUGCAGGUGAAGAGGAUGUGACUUUAUCUCACAGAAGAACAAAUAUAAAGCUGCGGUUUUACUGCUCAGUGCAGUUAAAUGCCAUUCAGACUCAUACACGUAAACACAUUUAGGUCACCAACUCACAUCAAGUUGUUUCAACAUGAAUUUCUCUCUUGUUACAUCGAUUUAUCUCUCUGCUUACUAUGGAAUGGAAGAGCUGAGGUCCAUGUAUUUCUGCAUUUUCCUCAUCGUGUACCUCACCAUCAUCACCGAGAACAUCUUGCUGAUCAGGGUGGUUUAUUGUGAAAAAUCCCUGCAUCACCCAAUGUGUGUGCUUUUGUGUAACUUGGCCGUGAAUGAGCUGGUAGGGAGCACCGCCUUGCUGCCGGCGACGCUGAUCAACAUUCUCUCACACACACACCAGAUUUCUGUUUCUUUUUGCCAGACGCAGGUCUUUGUCCUACACACGUACGCCAUCACCGAAUUCACUAUUCUCGCGGUGAUGAGCUACGACAGAUACGUGGCCAUUUGUCAUCCACUGUCCUACCAUGUGAUCAUGUCUCAGAGGAUAGUGAAGCUGAUUGUUUUUAUGUGGCUUUACCCCAUGCUGGCACUGAGCGUGGUUUUCGUGUUUACUCUUCAGCUGCCGUAUUGUGGCCAGACCAUAGAGAAGCUUUACUGCCUCAACUACUUGCUUGUGCAACUUGCAUGCACAAAUACAGUCAUAGUGAACAUCAUCGGUCUGCUCUCUGCGGCUCUCUACACGGCUCCUCAGCUGAUCAUGAUCUUUUACUCGUACUCACACAUCCUGAAGAUUUGCAUAAUGUCGUUCAGCAAAUCCAAAUUCAAGGCCCUCCGUACUUGCAUUCCCCAUCUGCUGGCUGUAAUCAACUACGCCACUGGGUGCUUCUUUGAGCUGGCACAAGGUCGUCUUGACAACAGGCACAUGUCUUAUCACACUAAGCUGUUUUUGUCCCUGUACUUUUUGAUAUUCCCACCGCUCCUAAACGCCCUAAUAUACGGCUUGGGCACACAAAUAAUAAGAAUCCGACUCAUCAAGCUUUUCACCAAGUCCAAGUGACGUAGUCAAGAUGUUUUAUUUAUAUUUGGUUUCAUUAAAUGUGCAUCCAACAUGGUGUUCAGAAGUCCUCUAAAUGCUGUUUGUUUCUUUUUGAGUGCUGCUAAUCUUGCCAGUUUUUAAAUAUUUAUCCACAAUUUAGUUUUAUGUUAGUAGAUGCACAAAUGCUUUUAAAAACAUAAUAUCCCCUCUGAUAUUUAGCCAAAUUUUUACAUCCUAUUCAUAAUUAACAAAGUUUUCUCUCUUUUUUUUUUUGUCAUUUUUACCUCAAGAAGCUUGUAUCAAAAAUAACACAAUGCAUAUGUUUACGUUUGCAAAGUAUUUCCUGGGAUUAUUUAACAUUAAAGUUGAAUUUUUUCCAUGCUUGAAAUGUUAAUUUCACAGUUUCUGCCCUUCUCCUUUUGACUUUUUAUAGAUAUUAUCACAGAACCACCUAAAACCUAUUAAAAUUUUUUCUCUAAUAAUUAGCAAAGUUUGCUAUAAUUAAAAACUACAGGGUACUUUAUUUUGCCGAGAAAUCCGAGUGUCUCUAUCAAAACUAAAGUCUGUUUCAAGUUUAUUCAGUCUUAAUUUUUUAUUUUCUGUCCUCCAAGUUAGAAAAUUCGCUUAAGCGUCUUGACAUCUUCGAAAACGUUAAAGGUCACAGAGCAGAAAGCUCAGAUUAGAAAGAGAGCAAAGAAGAAAACAGGCUUAUGUUAUCGUCACAAUAUUUACCAAUAUUAUGGCAAUUGCAAGAUUUUUCAAUAUUGUGCAGGCCUAACUGUGAUAACUGAUUCCAAUAUUAUCAUUUACUUUAAAUUUAAGGGUCAAUAUUGGGAUUUUAAGAAUACUUUUAUAAUACUGUGUAUUUUUCUCAUUCCUGGUUAUUUUAUUCUACAUCUGUUAAGCAACAAGAUUUUUGUCAGUUUCUCUUUGACCUGAAUGAGAUAAAACAACAAGCCUUGUUUAUGCCUGUACCAUAUUUUAAUCAAUAGAAAAAAAAAAAAAUGUAGCUACAAUAUGGCACAGGUGUGCAAUAUGAGUCAGCUUCAAAUGGCAUGGUAAUGUACUUUAGUCUUACAGAGCAUGCUUCUCCAUUAAACACUUACUAAAUACAAUUUUUUAUUUUAUUUUUAUGGUUAACAUUAAGAGAAAAAAAUAAAAAUAAAAAUCACAUUUCUGGGCCAGUGUCUAUAAUAAGUACAGAAAACACGCUGUGCUGGUUGUGUGCAUGAGAUAUGGGUGGAAGGGUGGGAGCGAUAACACCAGUAUCCUCUGAACCGAAUGCACUUAGAAUUACAAAACUGCCGUACAAACAAUCAGGUAGACAGCAUGCAUACAAAAAUAGACAACUAUUCUUAUCGCUCCAUUGUAAUAUACAGUAGUUCAUUAUUGCCAGGCGUUACAUUUUUAUGCCUCUGCUCUGAGGAAAUAGCUUUCUCUCUAAAUCUUCUCUCUUCUCUCCCUCUUUAAAAAGGUACAAUGUACAUUCACUAUCACUGAGGCACAGCACUUGAUGUACAGAUUAAAUAGGUAGCCAAA